Angiostrongylus costaricensis is the source of this 1020-nucleotide messenger RNA. NCBI's taxonomy places the organism in Eukaryota, Metazoa, Nematoda, Chromadorea, Rhabditida, Metastrongylidae. The record is from the annotation of a GenBank genome assembly.
AUGUGGCCUGAUGGCGCAGAGUUGCCCCGAAGCCAAAGCGCUCGGUGGGCGGCGCUGUGCUCACGAAACGCAGCGAAUUGGAAAAAGCUGGGAGUGCCGUCAAUGUUGGAGCCGGCUCAUGUUACCCUCAUCGUUAACAGUGAUAAUUCGUCUGCGCAAGUAAUGACGGCGACGUGCGUGGACGAGUUUUCCGUUCCUCUUACGUCACGCUCAUCCGGUGUCAACAUAGCAUCAACUAACAGUUCUGAGGAUCUCGUUGCUCGAUCCGCUUACAUGAAAAAGGUCGACCCCAGACAGCGUAGAAUGACUAGAAUAACUUCGCACACUCUUCUAUAUGUGCCGGAAUAUCGCCGUACCAGUGACGUCUCUGGAGCGUCUAUUGUAAGUUGUCCAUGCACCGGAGAACUCAACCAAGACAUCAAUCUCACACCAUUAGCACACCCACCAGGCAGCUCGAACAUCAGUCCAACGUCACGUAGAAAAAGUGUCCAAACAGGAGCUCCAGCAAUCGGAUUUCGUCCUUUAAAAACAUUCGAACGACGUGCCAGUCAGCCAACGCUCCAGCUGGAGAUGCAAGCAACAAAAGUCGCUGUCGAACCUCUCGAAUGCAAGGACAAAACUAAGAUGCUUACGAAGCGUGUCAGCUGGUUGUCGAUGAAAAGUCUUCAAGAAAGCGAAAAAGAGCGCCGAAGGACUAGUUCUCCAUCGAAGUUUGGAUGUGAUUCUCGAACAGCAAGUCAGUAUGGUAGCCAGAUUCAGUUAUACUCGGAACAUGACAUUGAUAGCGACACGCCACCAUUGGACACUCUGAGUUGGAGCAAUGCUGGUAAUGACAUUUCACUUGGCCAUUAUUACGAAUACGACAAUGUGACAUUGAUGUAUGCUAAACACGAGAAGAUUCCGAUGAAAGAUUUCGGAUCAGAAAUUCGUGCCACUAUGGAUAUUGAUCAUUUGCUGAACAAAGCUGUCUUACUAUUGGAUUUACAAGAGACCAGUCUUGAAGAGAUCUUUGCCAAGUAA